GAUGCACAAAAGAUAACUCGGCAUUCCUGAAGCCCCACCAUUAUUUAGAAAAGAUGAAAAAACCGUGAAAUUUGAGUCCAAAAUCUCGAAAAUGUAAACCAAUUACAUUUCCUCUUUCAUGUGGGCAUCGGAUUAUUCCACGCAUAUCAACCAAUCACAUGGUUUGUUUCAUGUAGGCGCAUACAGCGAACAUGGCGAUGUAUUCAUCGUCGGACGUUGAUGUUACCAGCAGCGCAUCUGCCGACGAUUGUGAGGGUGCAAUUACAGGAUUUUGUUGCAUGCACGUUGUUGCAACUCAUAGCAGAGUUAUCCCUCUUAGGUAGAAGUCUUUCAAAAAAUUCAAGGAAUGUGCAAAUAUAUGGGAAAAAGCGGAAAAUACCAUCGAAAGUAAGAUUGCACACAACGCAGAUCGCUAUGACUGGGACAGUAUACAAACGCCUACUGCUACUGAAGAGCAAGAAGACAUCGACAGAGAACAGCUCUGUGAUAAUGAUCAAGACGAAAGGAGUGGGAGGAGACAUCGUGCCGUUCCAGGUUACCAUGCUGAAUGCUAUCGCAAUUUCUGCAACAUUACAGAGGUCAACCGUGCUAUCAGGAGGCAUGAAGGAGAGCUAAUUAUCAGGCCACAGUACACACAAAUUUUGUCUAGAGCAGACCCCUGACAUUCCAAGUCCACAUGGUCAUGGUUGGAAAGUGGAAGAUGGAGAAAUAGAUAUUGUCUGGGGAGAACAACCCCCUGCCCCUAGCAGUUUGCUAGAACUAACCCACUGCAUUUGCAAGAAGACAAACUGCAAGGU
Messenger RNA from Strongylocentrotus purpuratus (purple sea urchin), 797 nucleotides. RefSeq lists its product as uncharacterized. The record is from RefSeq and is a predicted model, not a curated record. Lineage: Eukaryota; Metazoa; Echinodermata; Echinoidea; Camarodonta; Strongylocentrotidae. Bases 220 to 615 code for a protein of 131 amino acids. The transcript has 2 exons.